GUAUUGAUAGUUUGGGAUUCCUGUAGUCUUCGUAUAAUGUUAGUUUGGGUUUCCUGUGUAAUUUAUGAACGCAAAGUAUCAUGGAUGUCAAAAUGGUGAUCGGCGCAGUGCAUACUGGGAAGGGUCCUCUUUCCUUCUUAUCGCCAACAUGGCUCGUGGCCCAAAGAAGCACCUUAAGCGUCUCAAUGCUCCCAAACAUUGGAUGUUGGAUAAAUUGUCUGGUUCAUUCGCACCUCGUCCUUCCCCAGGCCCACACAAGUUGCGUGAAUGUCUCCCAUUGGUUAUCUUCCUGCGUAACCGCCUCAAGUAUGCCUUGAAUUACGAAGAAGUCAAGAAGAUUGUCAAGCAAAGACUAAUUAAGAUUGAUGGCAAAGUCAGGACAGAUGUGACUUUCCCUGCAGGGUUUAUGGAUGUGAUCUCCAUCGAGAAGACAGGAGAGAGCUUCCGUCUGCUCUAUGAUGUUAAGGGACGUUUCACCGUCCAUAGGAUCACUGGUGAAGAAGCCAAGUACAAGCUUGGGCGUGUGAAACGCAUUGAUGUGGGUGCUAAAGGUGUACCAUACUUAGUCACCCAUGAUGCCCGUACCAUCAGAUACCCAGAUCCCCUGAUCAAGGUGAACGACACUGUUGUUGUUGACAUCAAGACCGGCAAGAUCAUAGACUUUAUCAAGUUUGAUACUGGCAACAUGGCUAUGAUUGUUGGUGGUCGUAACAUGGGCCGUGUAGGAAUGGUCACUCACCGUGAGAGACACGCAGGUUCAUUUGACAUUGUUCACAUCAAGGAUGCCACUGGCCAUCAGUUUGCUACUCGAUUGACCAACGUCUUCAUCAUUGGCAAGGGCAAUAAGCCAUAUGUGUCUCUACCUAAGGGCAAGGGUAUCAGGCUCAGCAUUGCUGAGGAGAGAGACAGGCGGUUCGCAGAGAAGGCAAAAAUGUAAAUUGAAUAUCAAUUAUGAACGUAAGAAAAUAAAAGAACGUCUUACUGAGAUGUUGUAUCUCUG
Actinia tenebrosa (Australian red waratah sea anemone) is the source of this 1000-nucleotide messenger RNA. RefSeq names its product small ribosomal subunit protein eS4. Lineage: Eukaryota; Metazoa; Cnidaria; Anthozoa; Actiniaria; Actiniidae. The record is from RefSeq and is a predicted model, not a curated record. Gene Ontology annotation, cellular component: ribosome; cytosolic small ribosomal subunit. Gene Ontology annotation, molecular function: RNA binding; structural constituent of ribosome. Gene Ontology annotation, biological process: translation.